AUGGCAAACCGGGCAACCAAGCUCUCCUUGGCGGGCGCCGCGGCAGGUGGCCUGGCCCUCCUCAACACAGCCUCGGACGCCUUCGUGGCCCCAAGCCACGCCUCUCAGCCGAGCCUCCGGGGAACAGCUGCACCGCAGGCGCAGGCCCAGCAGACCUCCUCCGCACCCUCCGCGCUCUCCGCGCUCGCCGUGGGGGGCGCCGCGGCCGCGGUCGCAGCGGCAGCACGUCCAGGUCGUCAGAACAGGAGCACCCCACUGCCUACGACAGUGGUGGCCAACAAGGAGAGCAGGGUCGCGCGCCGAGCCCUUGAUCAGUCCAGCCGCUAUGCCGACCUGUCCCUGGACGAGGCGACCUUGAUCAAGAACGGCAAGCACGUGCUGGUGGCGUACAUCAUGAAGCCGAAGGCAGGGUACGACUACCUGGCCACCGCCGCCCACUUCGCAGCCGAGUCCUCCACGGGAACCAAUGUGAACGUGUGCACCACGGACGACUUCACGAAGUCCGUGGAUGCCCUGGUGUACUACAUCGACCCCGACAGCGAGGAGAUGAAGAUCGCCUACCCCAACCUGUUGUUCGACCGCAACAUCAUCGAUGGCCGCGCCAUGAUGUGCUCCUUCCUGACCCUGUCCAUCGGCAACAACCAGGGUUGGGGACUCAGUGUGGGUAUGGGUGACGUCGAGUACGGCAAGAUCUACGACUUCUACCUGCCCCCUGAGUUCCUCCGCCUGUACGACGGCCCGGCCGUGAACGUGGAGGACAUGUGGCGCAUCCUGGGCAAGGGCACCAGCAACGGUGGCCUCGUGGUGGGCACCAUCAUCAAGCCCAAGCUCGGCCUGCAGCCCAAGCCAUUCGGCGAGGCCUGCUACGCGUUCUGGCAGGGUGGCGACUUCAUCAAGAACGAUGAGCCCCAGGGCAACCAGGUGUUCUGCCAGAUGAACGAGGUCAUCCCAGAGGUUGUGAAGGCCAUGAGGGCGUGCAUCAAGGAGACCGGCGUGGGCAAGCUCUUCUCUGCCAACAUCACCGCGGAUGAUCCCAACGAGAUGAUUGCCCGCGGCAAGUACUGUCUGUCCCAGUUCGGUCCUCUGUCCGAGAACUGCGCGUUCUUGGUGGAUGGAUACGUGGCCGGAGGCACGGCCGUGACCUGCGCCCGCCGCAACUUCCCAGGACAGUUCCUGCACUACCACCGUGCCGGACAUGGAUCCGUGACCAGCCCCCAGACCCAGCGUGGUUACACCGCCUUCGUGCACACCAAGAUCUCCCGAGUCAUCGGUGCGUCCGGCAUCCACACCGGAACCAUGAGCUUCGGCAAGAUGGAGGGCGAUGCCUCAGACAAGAACAUCGCCUUCAUGCUGCAGGACGACGCGGCCGAUGGCCCCUACUACCACCAGCCAUGGGAGGGCAUGAAGCAGACCACUCCCAUCAUCUCCGGCGGCAUGAACGCCCUGCGCCUGCCGGCCUUCUUCGAGAACCUUGGACACUCCAACGUGAUCCUGACCGCCGGCGGUGGCUCUUUCGGCCACAAGGAUGGCCCCAAGCCGGGCGCCGUCUCCUGCCGACAGGGUGAGGAGGCCUGGAAGGCCUGGAAGUCCGGACAGUACGGCAACAUCAGCCUGAGCGAUGGCGUGAUCGAGUUCGCCAAGACCCACGAGGAGAUCAAGGGUGCCUUCCUCACCUUCCAGAAGGAUGCGGACCAGAUCUACCCUGGCUGGAAGGAGAAGCUCGGCUACACCGGCGAGUCGUCCGUGCAGGCGGCCAGCUUCGACUGGGCCAAGAAGGCCUCCGCCGCCGCCUUCGUGGGUGCCAGCGUGGCCCCUGCCAAGAAGGAGAGCAGCAUCUCGCGCAAGGCCCUUGAUCAGUCCAGCCGCUAUGCGGACCUGUCCCUGGAUGAGGCGACUCUCAUCAAGAGACCCAGCUGCAGGAACGGCAAGCACGUGCUGGUGGCGUACAUCAUGAAGCCGAAGGCAGGGUACGACUACCUGGCCACCGCCGCCCACUUCGCAGCCGAGUCCUCCACGGGAACCAACGUGAACGUGUGCACCACGGACGACUUCACGAAGUCCGUGGAUGCCCUGGUGUACUACAUCGACCCCGACAGCGAGGAGAUGAAGAUCGCCUACCCCAACCUGUUGUUCGACCGCAACAUCAUCGAUGGCCGCGCCAUGAUGUGCUCCUUCCUGACCCUGUCCAUCGGCAACAACCAGGGUUGGGGACUCAGUGUGGGUAUGGGUGACGUCGAGUACGGUAAGAUCUACGACUUCUACCUGCCCCCUGAGUUCCUCCGCCUGUACGACGGCCCGGCCGUGAACGUGGAGGACAUGUGGCGCAUCCUGGGCAAGGGCACCAGCAACGGUGGCCUUGUGGUGGGCACCAUCAUCAAGCCCAAGCUCGGCCUGCAGCCCAAGCCAUUCGGCGAGGCCUGCUACGCGUUCUGGCAGGGCGGCGACUUCAUCAAGAACGAUGAGCCCCAGGGCAACCAGGUGUUCUGCCAGAUGAACGAGGUCAUCCCAGAGGUUGUGAAGGCCAUGAGGGCGUGCAUCAAGGAGACCGGCGUGGGCAAGCUCUUCUCUGCCAACAUCACCGCGGAUGAUCCCAACGAGAUGAUUGCCCGCGGCAAGUACUGUCUGUCCCAGUUCGGUCCUCUGUCCGAGAACUGCGCGUUCUUGGUGGAUGGAUACGUGGCUGGAGGCACGGCCGUGACCUGCGCCCGCCGCAACUUCCCAGGACAGUUCCUGCACUACCACCGUGCCGGACAUGGAUCCGUGACCAGCCCCCAGACCCAGCGUGGUUACACCGCCUUCGUGCACACCAAGAUCUCCCGAGUCAUCGGUGCGUCCGGCAUCCACACCGGAACCAUGAGCUUCGGCAAGAUGGAGGGCGAUGCCUCGGACAAGAACAUCGCCUUCAUGCUGCAGGACGACGCGGCUGAUGGCCCCUACUACCACCAGCCGUGGGAGGGCAUGAAGCAGACCACUCCCAUCAUCUCCGGCGGCAUGAACGCCCUGCGCCUGCCGGCCUUCUUCGAGAACCUGGGACAUUCCAACGUGAUCCUGACCGCCGGCGGUGGCUCUUUCGGCCACAAGGAUGGCCCCAAGCCGGGCGCCGUCUCCUGCCGCCAGGGUGAGGAGGCCUGGAAGGCCUGGAAGUCCGGACAGUACGGCAACAUCAGCCUGAGCGAUGGCGUGAUCGAGUUCGCCAAGACCCACGAGGAGAUCAAGGGUGCCUUCCUCACCUUCCAGAAGGAUGCGGACCAGAUCUACCCGGGCUGGAAGGAGAAGCUCGGCUACACCGGCGAGUCGUCCGUGCAGGCGGCCAGCUUCGACUGGGCCAAGAAGGCCUCCGCCGCCGCCUUCGUGGGUGCCAGCGUGGCCCCUGCCAAGAAGGAGAGCAGCAUCUCGCGCAAGGCCCUGGACCAGUCCAGCCGCUAUGCGGACCUGUCGUUGGACGAGGCGACCCUCAUCAAGAAUGGCAAGCACGUGCUGGUGGCGUACAUCAUGAAGCCGAAGGCCGGGUACGACUACCUGGCCACCGCCGCCCACUUCGCCGCCGAGUCCUCCACGGGCACCAACGUGAACGUGUGCACCACGGACGACUUCACGAAGUCCGUGGAUGCCCUGGUGUACUACAUCGACCCCGACAGCGAGGAGAUGAAGAUCGCCUACCCCAACCUGUUGUUCGACCGCAACAUCAUCGAUGGCCGCGCCAUGAUGUGCUCCUUCCUGACCUUGUCCAUCGGCAACAACCAGGGUAUGGGUGACGUCGAGUACGGCAAGAUCUACGACUUCUACCUGCCCCCUGAGUUCCUCCGCCUGUACGAUGGCCCGGCCGUGAACGUGGAGGACAUGUGGCGCAUCCUGGGCAAGGGCACCAGCAACGGUGGCCUCGUGGUGGGCACCAUCAUCAAGCCCAAGCUCGGCCUGCAGCCCAAGCCAUUCGGCGAGGCCUGCUACGCGUUCUGGCAGGGCGGCGACUUCAUCAAGAACGAUGAGCCCCAGGGCAACCAGGUGUUCUGCCAGAUGAACGAGGUCAUCCCAGAGGUUGUGAAGGCCAUGAGGGCCUGCAUCAAGGAGACCGGCGUGGGCAAGCUCUUCUCUGCCAACAUCACCGCGGAUGAUCCCAACGAGAUGAUUGCCCGCGGCAAGUACUGUCUGUCCCAGUUCGGACCUCUGUCCGAGAACUGCGCGUUCUUGGUGGACGGCUACGUGGCUGGAGGCACGGCCGUGACCUGCGCCCGCCGCAACUUCCCAGGACAGUUCCUGCACUACCACCGUGCCGGACAUGGAUCCGUGACCAGCCCCCAGACCCAGCGUGGUUACACCGCCUUCGUGCACACCAAGAUCUCCCGAGUCAUCGGUGCGUCCGGCAUCCACACCGGAACCAUGAGCUUCGGCAAGAUGGAGGGCGAUGCCUCGGACAAGAACAUCGCCUUCAUGCUGCAGGACGACGCGGCCGAUGGCCCCUACUACCACCAGCCUUGGGAGGGCAUGAAGCAGACGACUCCCAUCAUCUCCGGCGGCAUGAACGCCCUGCGCCUGCCGGCCUUCUUCGAGAACCUGGGACAUUCCAACGUGAUCCUGACCGCCGGCGGUGGCUCUUUCGGCCACAAGGAUGGCCCCAAGCCGGGCGCCGUCUCCUGCCGCCAGGGUGAGGAGGCCUGGAAGGCCUGGAAGUCCGGACAGUACGGCAACAUCAGCCUGAGCGAUGGCGUGAUCGAGUUCGCCAAGACCCACGAGGAGAUCAAGGGUGCCUUCCUCACCUUCCAGAAGGAUGCGGACCAGAUCUACCCCGGCUGGAAGGAGAAGCUCGGCUACACCGGCGAGUCGUCCGUGCAGGCGGCCAGCUUCGACUGGGCCAAGAAGGCAUAG
Symbiodinium natans is the source of this 4863-nucleotide messenger RNA. The record is from the annotation of a GenBank genome assembly. NCBI's taxonomy places the organism in Eukaryota, Dinophyceae, Suessiales, Symbiodiniaceae.